AUGGUUGUGCCGAAUGACAGGUCCUCGAAGCCUCGGAUCCGAGAUCUGGGUUAUGCGCCUGGGAGAUUUGCACCAGGGCCCAAAAACUCCAUUUUGGACAUUGAUGGUGUUCAAGUCGGUCAAGUCACCGUACACCAAGAACCCAGCAUCCAUACAGGCGUCACUGUCGUCCUGCCCCGAGGCCCUGAGAACACUGCCUUGUAUCCAUGCUAUGCCGCCACCCAUGGACUGAAUGCCGCGGGUGAAAUGACAGGUGCUCAUAUGGUUUGGGAAUGGGGCCACCUUGCUUGUCCAAUUGCAAUCACAAACACCAUCAGCGUAGGGAAGGUUUACGACGCUGUCUUCCUCUGGUGCAUGGAACAGUCACGAAAAAGAGGAGAGGACGAUAUGGAAGCUCUAAGACGCUUCACGAUUCCCAUCGUGGCGGAAACAUUUGACGGAUACCUCAACGACAUCUGCGCGUCGGUAGUGGACAGAGAGAUGGUUAACGAGGCGAUAGCGGCAGCCCAACGACAGUCCCAAGUUCUUGAAGGUAACCACGGUGGCGGCACUGCCAUGAUAUGCUCUGGUUACAAGGGCGGCACCGGGACAAGCUCGCGGAUCAUCCCUGGCCCAGAUAAGGCUUACACUCUUGGAGUUAUCGUACAAGCCAACCAUGGCGGGAAGCCAGAUCUACGAAUUGCCGAUGUUCCAGUGGGAAGACUCCUUAUUGAAGAAGAUCGCAAGAAAUCAGAUGAGGAAAGUAAAAAGAAGCCAGGGCCACCGGAGGGAGGAAAGGCCAUGGAAGGCAGCAUAAUCGUUGUCGUUGCAACGGACGCACCUUUACUUCCACAUCAACUCAAGAGAAUAGCUCAGCAUGCAGGAGUUGGGGUAGCCCAGGUCAGUGGUCAUUCGGCUGGAAGAAACUUUUCCGGCGAAAUCUUCCUGGCCUUUUCCACGGGAACAUCACCAAACAAGCUUGCAGAAGCAUCAAACGGAAUGGCCUAUCUGCCGCCUGUGGAGAAACAAGGGGUGGAGACUGUGAGGAAUGAAACCAUUGACGCGUUACUGUAUGCUGUGUCUGAGGCUACAGAGGAGGCUAUUUUGAACGCAUUAUGCCAGGCGGAGACCUUGAUAGGGUUUCGAGGGAGGACAAUCGAGGCUCUACCGCUAGACAGAGUGCAGGCCUUGUUGGAUAAGUAUAUGGUGCCUAGAUAG
This is a messenger RNA of Trichoderma citrinoviride, 1197 nucleotides long. Its product is annotated as DmpA/ArgJ-like protein. NCBI's taxonomy places the organism in Eukaryota, Fungi, Ascomycota, Sordariomycetes, Hypocreales, Hypocreaceae. The transcript is spliced from 6 exons. The record is from RefSeq and is a predicted model, not a curated record. Gene Ontology annotation, molecular function: aminopeptidase activity. Bases 1 to 1197 code for a protein of 398 amino acids.